UCGAUGCUGUGAGUUUUGUCAAGUGCUGUCAGUAGUGUCAGAGCAAUUUUUGAUCUCCUGGGCGAGAAAAAGGGCAAAAAUGCUUGGGAAAAGCCCCAAAAAUCAUCAAUAGAAGUGCUCUGUGGUGUAUAUUGUGGAGAUUGUGUAUCUAUGGACAGGUGUACUUGUGCAAAUGUGACCAAUCCCUGUGAAUUUUCCGUGUACGUGGUUUUUCCGUGAUUGUCAUGGCGAGAUCACGGCAUUGAUUGUAUUUGAGUGAAAGUGCCAAAAAAUCACCUUUAGCCCAUCAUCUAGCACCUGCUGCCCACUGAUUCAUCUCACCAGAGACUCUGUGGACACUUUGGCACAAUGCACAGUCUCUAGUGGGCAAGGUUUUCUGUGUUUUUUUUUCAAUUGUGUGGACGCACCAACACCCACGUCAAUUUUACUGGCAGGAAGGUCUCUUGGCGGAAGAGAUAGUGUGUGAUUUUCCCCACAGCACCAUACGUCAAUUUAUCAGUGCUGAUGGCCGUGCCUCCGCCACCAGCCCCACCCGCUCCGCCGCCACAGCCCGUGGCUAAAAUUGGUGGCGGAUCAUCGGGUGGAGGAGAUGCCCGGAGUGCCCUGCUGCAGUCCAUUCAGAAGGGCACGAAACUCAAGAAGACUGUAACGGUGGAUAAGAGUGGCCCUGCCCUAGCGGGACGUGUCACAGAUGGGGGCACCCCAACAAGAAGCCAAGGAAGACGACCAGAUGGUGUGGAUGGGACGUCGAGAGGAGGAGAAGCGCCCAAACUGGCAGGAAUCUUCGAGGGGUUGUCGUCAAUGCCAAAGCUUAAACCCGUUGGACAGAGAGGAGGUACUCAGGUGAGCCCCGUUUCACCAGCGAGGGAUGUUGUGGACGCCGAUGCGAGCCGGAAUGACAGGGUAAAUGACAAUGUAGCUCUGGAUUUUAAUUCUGAGCUUACGAAGCAUUUAACCCUGAAAAAGCAGAAGCAGCAGCAGCAGCAACAGAAGAGCGUCACCGAAGCCAACCUGAAGAUUAACCGGGGUCCUCCGCCGAAUCCACCAAUGAAGACUAGCACAAUUACACCUCCGGACAGUGACUCCACCAGAGGAGCUUCAUCUCACUCUCCGGAAUCAAAGAGAUUCCAAAAUGUAUCAAGCAACUCCUCAGGAAGUAGUGCUGAGAGUUCGGCAGGACUCCCGGGUAGUGUUGUUGCCAAUAAAUCCUCCUUGUUCAAUACAAUGGCCAAUCAGCCGAUGCAGAUUCAUAAACCAAAUCAUGGAAAGCCGAAUUUGGCACCAAAGCCACCUGGAGCACCACCUGGGAGUGCUCAAAAUUCCGGAAAAACAUCCGUUGCUAGACAUCACAGUAUGAAGUCACCCAGGCUGCUUCGUCUUAACCGGGAUGGAACGUACUAUUUUUUCGAGUGCACUCGAGACACAUCACCUCCGGUGACACCAUCAAAUCUGGGAGGUCCUGUCUUUCCCACUGGAAGUCAUUUUGGGACACUUCGAGGGACUCAGAACCUUUUUCAGUCACAAGAAUCUAUUCAUGUCAACGGAAGGCCUUCAGGGCGUCCAACUGUGGCUCCACCACCUCGACCGCCGGCCAGUCGUCCUCCUCCGCCUCCAAUUCGCAGUGUAUCCAAUACAAAUCUCUCCAAUCUUCCUCCAAAUUCCCUUUCGACGCCAAUCUCUGAUCCCCAGGCCAAUUCCUCAUCCCUCAACAAUGUGUCUGCAUUGAAGGAGCAACUGAAGAAUCAGAUUCCAACGCAAUCGGGCACAGUGACGACGAGACCCAGCGAGACAAAGGUGGUUUGUGCCGUCAAUGGAAAUGUUGCACCUCCAUUGCCGCCUCAUAGAACGUGUCCAGCGCCUCCGCCUCCCGUCACGCGACAAGUCAAUAACGCCAGUAAUGUUCCUCCAGUUCCGCCCCAGAGGCAUUCUUCCAUAAGGAAUUCAGCAGGAACGACGAGUAUGAGUGGAAACUACCAAGGAGAGAGUGUAGUUCAGGAGAGCAUAGGCAAUGGGAGACUUGUGAUUGAUCUAGAGGCGAGAUUUGCCAUGAGAUUUCACAAUGUCACGGAAUUUCCAAAGCCACCACCAUUCGUAAAUAGUCCCAAAAUGUAUGCGAGCUCCCAUUCAAACAGGACAUCUAAUGUUGGAGAAUCGCGCAAACAACGAGCCCCAAAGCCUCCAAAUCAGCAGCAGUGUUCACCAAAGCUCAAUGAAUACAAUUACUUUUCACAAGAAAUAUCCAAUUGCUAGAAUUCACUCACGUUUUUUUUUUCCACGAUUAAUAAAUUAGUUUAGUCGGUUCUCUUUGGAUAAAUGCAAUAUCACAAUGUAAAUAUGGUUUUUUUUUAGUAGAAAAUAAGAUGACAAAAAAAUCGCUAGAAAACAAUUUUUAGGUAAAAGAGAAAUAAUGUAAAAAAAAGAAUUGUACAUAAAAUUGGGAAUUACUUUGGAUUGAGGCAUUAUUUUAUUUGUUUUUUUUUUCAAUUUUGAUUUAUUCUUGUGUUUUAUUACAUUUUCUUAAAAUGUUUUUCUAGGAUAAAUAUUUUACCAUCGAAAGAUGUACUUCCAUGGAAUGCAUUUUCCUAAAAGAAAAAGUAAGAAAGAAAGAAAAAAAAUAAAAAGAAAAUACCUACCCAAAAACACAAAGAAUAGAUGCAUACUGUAAAGAGAAAGCCUGUUAAUAAUAGGAUUCAUCGAAGAGAAAAUCCUCAACAAUAAAAUAAUUAAUAAAUAAAUAAUUUUAGAUUAAUUUAAGGGUGUGUAGAUAAAAGGAAAAACAAAAAGGGAAAUUCCAGAAAAUGUUUUUAUUUAAAUUAAUCUUUUAAUUCCUCUUUUUUGUAUUAUUUUGUUUCUUUUCCUUACUUCAGGUUGUACUUAAAAAUUUAAAGAGCAUUUUUUCUAUAAUAUAUAUUUUUUAAAAAUACUAUACUUUUCUUGUGUGUCUGUGGGUGAACCCAAAAAGUGGGAAAAUUUAAAAUGAAGGAAGGAAGGAGUAUAAAUUGUAUUAAUGUUAACCGAUGCAUAAUCAACUGGAGGAAUUAAUUAGUGAGAGCAGGAAAAAAAAGAUAGUUUUUAUUUGAAUAGUUUUUAACUAUACUUAUUGUCCUCUAUUGUAAACUAAUUGUUAUAUUUUUUAAAAUCAUAUUUCAAAAAGAAUGUUGUAUUUUUUCGCCAGUUACAAUUAGCAAUUGUAUUUUACAUAUUUUUAUUUUUUUCCUUGGCGACGUUAUCGGAAGUUAAUAAAUUUAAAUACUAGUCAAAUGAAAUGAUUAACAAUAAAAUGAUAAUCCCAAAA
Molecule: messenger RNA, 3295 nt
Organism: Phlebotomus papatasi
Lineage: Eukaryota; Metazoa; Arthropoda; Insecta; Diptera; Psychodidae
Gene: Vrp1
Product: WAS/WASL-interacting protein family member 1
Exons: 9
Coding region: 505-2250 (581 amino acids)
Biological process (GO): actin filament polymerization
Cellular component (GO): cytoplasm; actin filament
Molecular function (GO): actin binding; microtubule binding
Source: RefSeq, a predicted model, not a curated record